AUGUGGGCCUACAUCUAUCAAGCACGUAACCUUCUCGCCAUGGACGAAAGUGGGAUGAAUGAUUCCUACGUCCGCGUGGCAUUUUGCAAGCAAAGCGCUGUAACAGAGGUGCUGACCCAGACUUUAUGUCCCACCUGGGACCAAACGCUCAUAUUUGAUAAUGUUGAAAUCUAUGACAGCGUGGAGAAUAUCGCCAAGAGCCCACCAAGUGUAGUGGUAGAGGUUUUUGACAAGGACACAGUGGGCAAAGAUGGCUUUCUCGGCCGCUGUGUGAUGUCACCUACGGUGCGUCUACAUGGACACGAAACUCCUGAGCCGCAACUGCAGUGGUUCACCAUCAAAAGAGGAGACGAGGAAGGAGGCGAUAUUUUAGCUGCUUGCGAACUUUUCCUUGAUGAAGAUGCGGAGUUACCCUUCAUCCCACCCAUGAGAGGAGACUUGUAUACCGUGCGAAGCGGUGUGCGCCCAAAGUUAGAACGGUCAGCGAUUGAGAUCUUGUGUUGGGGAGUGAGGAACAUGAAAAAGUUUGAACUCACGAGCGUGACGUCACCAAGUAUUGAGUUCGAGUGUGCUGGAGGUCUGGUGCAGUCUGACGUCAUCAAGGAUAUAAAGAAGAACCCGAACUUUGAGAAUCCUGUUUUGACAAGAAUGAUUGUGGUAUUUACUACAACCUAUCUUGAAUGGAGAAACUUUGUGUUUUAAUCUUGCCUGGGUUAGCAGUUGUCUCAUAUGUAUAACAACCGAUUUUCUGAAGAAAAAAUGUUAGGGAAGGUAUUGAAGUGUCUGACAUCAAUUUAUACCUUUUUGGGUACGUUGACCCUUUUCACAGUUUCGG
Molecule: messenger RNA, 835 nt
Organism: Stylophora pistillata
Lineage: Eukaryota; Metazoa; Cnidaria; Anthozoa; Scleractinia; Pocilloporidae
Product: myoferlin-like
Biological process (GO): plasma membrane organization; membrane fusion
Cellular component (GO): membrane
Source: RefSeq, a predicted model, not a curated record